AGGUGAAAAAACAGUUGGCUCAGAUGUGUAUUGGCAAAAAUCGCUCUCUGUAGGGCGUUUCUUGGCUAUCAGUAAUGAAGUUGAAGCAUCUAAAAACUGUGCUGGUACCUCAGGACGGAGCGGCUCGAGUGACGGCGGUUGCCUGGGCCCCGAGCAACAAGAAGUUCGCAGUGGUGACGGUGGACCGCGUGGUGCAGCUAUUCGACGAUCACGGCGAGCGGAGGGAUAAAUUCUCCACAAAACCUGCAGAUCCGAACUUAGGGAAACAGAGCUACCAGGUGACCGGACUGGCAUUUUCUCCAGACUCUACCAGAGUAGCUGUGGGUCAGAGUGACAACAUAGCCUUUGUGUACACCAUCGGGGAGAAUUGGGGAGAGAAGAAAGUAAUCAGUGGGAAGAGUGUGCAGAAGAGUGCAGUGACCUGUCUGGUAUGGCCGUCCUCUCAGUCAAACUUCGUCGUUGGUCUGGCAGAUGGGAAGGUGAAAUCGGGAGCUGGAAAAGGAAGCAAGACCCACACUCUCUACUCAUCUGGCUCUUAUGUCGUGUCUCUUGCUGUCAGCCCCUCUGGAAAGGGUAUAAUCUCUGGACAUGCAGACGGUACAAUCAUCAGGUUCAUGUUUGAAGAAGAUGGUUCUGGAUUAGCAGGGGGAGCAGUGGUAAAACACUCUUGUCCACCGUAUGCGCUGUCCUGGUCCGCAGCUGACUGCAUCACUGCAGCUGGCUGUGAUCGCAGAGUCCAGUUCUACUCCCAGAGAGGAAAGAAGCUGCAGCAGUUUGACUAUUCCAAGGUCGAAGAGGAGAAGGAGUUUACCUGUGCCUCCACCAGCCCCAGUGGAGAGGCCCUCGUCCUCGGCUCCUUUGACAGGUUGCGUGUGUUCAGGUGGGUGUCUGAGAGUGGGUCGUGGGAGGAGUCAACUCUCAGAGACAUUCCUCAUUUCUACACUGUCACUGCUCUCUCCUGGAAGAGGGACGGCUCACGACUACUAGCUGGCUCGCUCUGUGGAGCUCUGGAGAUGUUUGACUGCUAUCUGAAGAGAGUUAUUUACAACAAGAGAUUUGAGAUGACCUACGUUGCUCUCAGUCAGGUGAUUGUUACCAAUAUGAGUACUGGGUCAAGGGUCAAUAUGAAGUCUCGCCAUGGAUACGAGGUGAAGCAGGUGCAGGUACUGGGAGGGGAGAGGUAUCUGGUUGGACACACCUCUCCUACCCUCCUCCUGGGUGACCUUGCCAGCUGCAAACUGAGUGAGGUCGCCUGGCAGUCAGGAGGGAAUGAAAAGUUUUACCUCGAAAACGAAAAUGUCUGUAUGAUAUUCAAUGCGGGGGAGCUGUCACUGGUGGAGUACGGUGUGAAUGAGGUGUUGGGCUCAGUGAGGACUGAACACAUGAGUCCCCAUCUGCUCAGUGUGAGGAUCAAUGAGAGGAAACACCGGCAGGACCAGGAGGCCGACUGCAAGAAACUGGCAUACCUCGUUGACCUCCGUACCAUCUGCAUUAUGGACCUCAGUUUGGGGACAGUAUUGGCUACUGUUCCUCAUGACAGCAUCAUCAACUGGCUUGAGCUGAACGAGACUGGUCGCAAGCUGUUGUUCCGUGACCGGCGCCUCCGCCUCCAUCUCUACGACGUGGGGACCCAGAGCCUCACCUCCCUCCUCUCCUACUGCUCCUACGUUCAGUGGAUCCCUCAGAGUGACGUUGUCGUCGCCCAGAACAAGACCAGUCUCUGCGUUUGGUACAACAUCAACAUCCCCGACAAGACUACCAUGUUCCCUCUGAAGGGUGAGGUGACGAGUCUUGAACGAAGGGGCGGCCGUACGGAGGUGAUGGUGAAGACUGGAGUUGACACGGUGACGUACACACUCGACGAAGGUCUGAUUGAGUUUGGGACGGCAGUUGACGACAGGGACUACCUCAGAGCCCUCAGUUUCCUCGAGGGACUGGAGAUGAGUGGAGAGAGCGAGGCCAUGUGGGGAACUCUGGGGCAGCUGAGUCUCCAGGAUAGGAAGCUCAAGAUAGCAGAGAGGUGUUAUGCUGCUCUGGGAGAUGUGGCAAAGGUGCGAUACCUGAGGGAGGUCGGCAAACUAGCUGACAAGAUGACCCUAGAAACAGGACAGGAUGGAACCACUCACUACCUGGUGGAGGCCAAAAUGGCGGCACUCAACAAACAGCUGAAACAAGCCGAGGCCAUCCUCCUAGAGAGAGGUGAACUGGAUAUGGUGAUGACAAUGUACCAAGAGCUGCAUCGAUGGGAGGACGCAAUUGAAGUCGCUGCAGCAAGGAGUCAUCCAGACCUGGCCACUCUGAAAGCCACCCACUACCAGCACCUCCUGGACAGCGGGCAGGAGGAGAGGGCCGGGAAGAUGAAGGAGAGAGAGGGAGACCUUCCAGGAGCCAUCUCUCUCUACAUGAAGGCUGGACUCCCGGGAAAAGCUGCAAAACUCAUCUCCCAACACCAGGAGCUGUCUAGCCAGCCGGAUCUCCUGAGGCACAUAGCGUCGUCUCUGAGUGAGGGAGGUCAGUUUGAGAAGGCCGGGGAGCUGUUUGAGAAGGCACAGGAGCUGCAACAGGCAAUGGAGGCAUACCGCAGAGCCGGGGCCUUCCGCAGAGCGGUGGAGUUGGCCAGAUCUGCCUACCCCACCCAGGUGGUGAAGUUGGAGGAGGAGUGGGGAGUGUACCUGUGUGGGAGGAGAGAGUACGAGGCUGCCAUUGUCCACCUCAUUGAGGCCGGGCGACUGGAGAAGGCAGCAGAAGCGGCGAUAAUAUCCCGCCAGUGGUCCAAGGCGGUGCAGAUAGUGGACAUGCUCCAGCCGGACCAGGCAGGCGAACACUACCAGCUACUGGCCUCUCACUUUGCCUCCACCAGAGAUCUGCCCAUGGCAGAGAAAUACUUCCUCAGGGCCAACAUGGCUCAGGAGGCUAUGGACAUGUAUGUGAGAGCUGAGGACUGGAGGGCGGCUCACCGAGUGGCUGUUGGCUGCAUGCCUCCAGAUGAUAUCAGGGAACUCUACGUGGCCCAGGCCGGCCAGAUGGAGAGAGAAGGGAGGCUGGGUGAAGCGGAGCAGCUGUUUCUGUUGGUGAACGAACCAGACCAAGCCAUCAGUAUGUACAAGAAGGCCCGGCAGUACGACCCAAUGGUUCAUCUGGUGGCUCAAUUCCACAGCGAUCUCCUCACAGAGACACACCUCCUCCUGGCCCAGGAGCUAGAGGCGGAGGGAGCAGUGAGACCAGCUGAGAAGCAUUUCCUGGAGGCAGGGGAUUGGAAAUCAGCAGUCAGCAUGUACAGAGAGAAGGGACAGUGGGAAGAUGCCCACAGGGUUGCAAAGAAUGGAGGUGGAGUGAGUGCAGCCAACCAAGUGGCGUACACCUGGGCUCAGAACCUUGGCGGAGACAGUGCAGUAAAACUGAUGUCAAAGUUUGGUCUACUGGAGACUGCCGUUGACUAUGCCACUGAUCACUUUGAGUUUGAUUUUGCGUUCAGCAUCGCUAAAGUAGCACUGAAAGAAAAGGUCACGGAUAUUCACCUGAAGAAAGCACUGCACCUUGAAGAUGAGGGUAAAUUCAGGGAGGCUGAAGAGUCAUUCGCGGCUGCAGGGAAACCAAAGGAGGCAGUUCUGAUGUAUGUUCAUCAGCAGGCGUGGGACGACGCCCAGCGAGUGGCUGAGCUGCACUGCCCUGAGAGUGUGUCUGACGUACUUAUUGGCCAGGCAAGGGUGGCAUUUGAACAGAAGAACUAUCAGAAGGCAGAGGGUCACCUCCUCAGAGCCGACAGACCAGAUCUGGUGGCCAAGUUCUACAAGGAGGCAGAUAUGUGGCAGGAUGCCCUGAGGAUUAUGAAGGAUUACCUCCCUCACCAGUUGGACGAGUUUCAGAAAGAAAUGGCUGCCAAAAGUGGAACGAGCUACAGGGACCUCCUCUCCCAGGCCAGGACCUGGGAACAAAGUGGCGAGCACUCCCGUGCCGUCGACGUCUAUCUUCAGGUCACGUCGUCCAACUGUCCUGAUCACGAUGUCCUACAGGACAGCUGGGAGAAGGCCGUGGAUCUAACCCUCAAGUUUGCCUCGACUCGCUCUGUGGACGUGGUCACCCUUGUCUCGGACAGACUGGCUCAUCUGGGCAGAUAUGUUCAGGCAGGGGAGAUGUUUCUGAGUGUGGAGAUGGUGAAGGAAGGACUGGACAUGUACAUGGCUGGAGAGGCUUGGGACAAAGCCAGGGAGAUUGCCAGGAACAUUGCCCCAAGGUAUGUGGAGUACGUGGAGCAAGCCUACGUGGACUACCUGAGGGAGCAAAAUAGACCUGAUGAGAUGCAGGGAGUGGACCCAGAGGGAGCUCUCCGGAUGUACUGUGAGAAGGGACAGUGGCAACACUGCCUACAACUGGCUGAGAAACAAAACUUCAACAUCUACAAGCACCUGUGUGUGGAGGUGUUCUCGGGAGACUGGGAGGGAGAGGGAGGCUGCAGAACUCUCUCCCUCCUCCGCAACGUCCUCCUGGGUCUUGUGGAGACUCUGUCCCACUCCAGGGAGGAUCGGGUCCCAGGCUCACAAAGAGUUCCAGCACUGUCUCUCUGCAUCACACUAUCUCACCACGCGAACUGCGUGUCUGGGUGUGCCCCAGCUGGCUGGGCUGGCAGCCAAGAUCUCUGUGAGUCUCCUGAGGUACACCGACAUUCUGCCCCCCGACAGAGCCUUCUACCAGGCCGGCCUCCUCUGCAAGAGGAUGGGUUGGGAUAACAUGGCGUUUGUCUUCUUCAACCGUUUCCUGGAUCUGAGUGAGGCAAUUGAAGAAGGCUCGCUAGACAUGCUCGACAACUCUGAUUUCACAAAUACCGACAUCCCUUUCGAAGUCCCGCUGCCUGAAAAACCAUUUAUGACGGAGGACGAGAGAGAGGAGGUGAAGGAGUGGGUACUGGCAGUCUCACUGGACCAGAGAGUGGAGCAAUCUCUUCCGACUGACGAACGAGGGGCUUACGUCGCCUCCCUCUCCUGCCAUCACACCGGAGUCACCUCUCUUCCCUGUGUCCUCACCGGCUAUCCUGUACUUAGGCAGAAGGUAGAGUUCAGGGUCGGAGGUCGAUGUGCCAAUAAAGAAGACUGGAACAAGUUUAUAAUGGCUCUCAAGGUUAGUUUAUAAUGGCUCUCAAGGUUAGUUUAUAAUGGCUCUCAAGGUUAGUUUAUAAUGGCUCUCAAGGUUAGUUUAUAAUGGCUCUCAAGGUUAGUUUAUAAUGGCUCUCAAGGUUAGUUUAUAAUGGCUCUCAAGGUUAGUUUAUAAUGGCUCUCAAGGUUAGUUUAUAAUGGCUCUCAAGGUUAGUUUAUAAUGGCUCUCAAGGUUAGUUUUUGGUUCCUACUACAUAUCUGCUAGUUUCAUCUCCUCUUUUUCAGAGUUCUCCUAGUGAAGAGUGCUCUGGCGUGUGGAGGUUCCUGAGCCAGUGGUGCGGGAUCCCUCAGAACCCCACCUACAACUUCAAAUAGAGUUCUCCUAGUGAAGAGUGCUCUGGCGUGUGGAGGUUCCUGAGCCAGUGGUGCGGGAUCCCUCAGAACCCCACCUACAACUUCAAAUAGAACACUACUGUUUUCUUCAACAUCACUUUUUGAGUG
Geodia barretti is the source of this 5591-nucleotide messenger RNA. The record is from the annotation of a GenBank genome assembly. NCBI's taxonomy places the organism in Eukaryota, Metazoa, Porifera, Demospongiae, Tetractinellida, Geodiidae.